Messenger RNA from Coregonus sp. 'balchen', 1069 nucleotides. Lineage: Eukaryota; Metazoa; Chordata; Actinopteri; Salmoniformes; Salmonidae. The record is from the annotation of a GenBank genome assembly.
AUGCCUUUUGUGGCUAAACGAUGCGGGGUGCAAUUCAGCCCACCUUCAAUCGUUUUAAUUUAUGAAAGUAACGUUAAGGAUACAAACAAGAUGCGUAAAAGAAUCAUACCUGUGAGGAACUUCUCGAAAUGUUCAGGUAGGAAAACUCGACAGGACAUUGCUUAUCACAGGAAAGAUGGGCAUCCCCUAGUCCAGCAUCUCCCAAACUCGGACCUGGGGACCCCAAGGGGUGUUUGGUUUUUACCCUAGCACUACACAGCUGAUUCAAAUAAUCAAAGCUUGAUGAUUAGUUUAUUAAUUGAAUCAGCUGUGUAGUGCUAGGGCAAUAACCAGGACCGAGUUUGGGGAACGCUGCCCUGGUCUCUCUUGUUAUGGAGUAUUCAGAUGGCAUAGUGAUCUCUGAAGUUAUUUUAGUGUCAGAUCAAUACACAUGGCAACACAUUGCUAUACUUAACUUGUCCAAUGCAACUGAUAAAUUCUACAUGGCCAACCCACAAGGCAGAUAGAUCAUAGGAUAUGCUUUCCAAACUAGUAUUUGAGAGCUGCACGGUGUGCAGUUUUUUUUACAAGCCCAGCACUAAAAACAUGGGAAGAGGGAACGCCUGCACUCUUCUUGAGAAUUUAUGGUUGGUGACCACCACUACGGUUUUACCCAUAUACUUAAAACAUGAGGUAAUCUAGUUAUAUUUCACCCACUAUCCACCUUUCAUCCACAGACUGCUGCAUGGCUGCGGAGAGAAUGAAGCACCAUAUUCGGCACAGGGCAUACCUGGAGAGUGUUUCAUUGGGGCAACUGGAGAGGCUUCAUAUAGUGUUGCGGGAUCACAUGCAGGGCCACAGCCUGGAGCACACUCUAGCCUCCCUCCGCCUGGACCCUGAGGAGGACCUAAACAAGCUGGAUGAUGAGGAGCUUGCGCGCAAGAAGGCCCAAAUGGACAAACUCUUUGAACGCAACCGAAGGCGGAAAGAUGACCCUGACUUUGUCUAUGACCUGGAGGUGGAAUUUAAAGGGGAGGUUGCUCGGGAACCCUGCAGCUGGGAUGAAGAGGAGUCUGAUGAUGGGUUUUAA